AGAGCGGAGCCGGGGAGCCGCGGCUGCCGGCGCCAGACGCCGCGGCGGCCGCGGGGAGAGCGCGGGCCACGGGGAGAGCGCGGGCCGCGCGAUGCCGCCCGUGGAGGACACCGGGGCCGUCAAGCGGCUGGAUUCCGGGCUGCCGCUGAUGGACAUCCCGCUCUCAGGCUCCAAGCGCGAGCCGGCGGCCGCUGAAGUAGUGGAGACGCCCGGCCCCGGCGGGUGCUGGCAGUGCCCUUCCCCGCCGUGCGGCUCGCGCGCGCAGCAGGAAGCCGAGAAGAAAGCACCCUGUCCUGGACUUGGCUUGUUUUACACAUUAUUGUCUGCGUUCCUUUUCUCAGUGGGCUCUUUAUUUGUUAAAAAAGUGCAAGACAUCCACGCUGUAGAAAUUAGUGCAUUCCGAUGUCUGUUCCAAUUGCUAAUCAUUAUCCCUUGCUUAAUAUACAGAAAAACUGGGUUUAUAGGCCCCAAAGGUCAACGAAUCUUCCUCGUUUCCAGAGGAAUCCUUGGUUCUAGUGCCAUGAUCCUUUUGUACUACGCCUACCAGUCAACGUCCCUCGCAGAUGCCACGGUUAUCUCAUUUAGCUGUCCAGUGUUUACAUCUAUAAUUGCUUGCAUAUUUCUCAAGGAAAAAUGUAGCCUUUGGGACGCUCUCUUCACCUCAUUCACAAUCACCGGAGUGAUCCUUAUUGUGAGGCCACCGUUUUUGUUUGGUUCCGAAGUCGUGGAGACGGAUAAAGACUAUUCACUUCACCUGAAGGGCGCUUUCGCAGCACUCGCGCACGCUGUGUUUGCUGCCGUGACUCUAGUUAUCCUAAGGAAAAUAGGGACAUCUGUGGACUACAUGUUGAGCAUUUGGUAUUAUGUAGUAGCUGGCCUCAUCGAGUGCAUCAUUGCCCUUUUUAUAUUAGGACAAUGGAGUCUGCCACGCUGUGGGAUGGACAGGUUAUUUCUCAUACUAAUUGGGCUGUUCGGUUUGGGAGGUCAGGUGUUUCUCGCAAAAGCCAUUCAAAUAGAAAAAGCAGGGCUGGUAGCAUUAAUGAAGACUAUGGAUGUGGUCUUUGCUUUUAUGUUUCAGAUUAUUUUCUUUCAUGAUGUGCCAUCGUGGUGGACAGUGGGUGGCUCUCUAUGCGUAGUAGCCAGUAGCAUUGGAGCGGCCAUUCGUAAGUGGUACCAGAGUUCCAAAUAAAGCGUCCUUGCUGAAAUGUGUAGUUUUUUAAAGUACACCACCACCCAGUUCAGACACACCACACACAUACACACCUGGAAAAUCUGCAUUUGCUUCAUUGAUUUAAUAAAUUUUAUAAUUAAAGUACCAUUUUUGAAUAUGGUAUGUCUUUAAUUAGUUGAGGAUAGCCAGUCACUUGGGUGUAGCAUUUUUUUUUUUUUUUUGGUCAGUUAUUUUUUGGUUUUGGUUUUCACUUAUUUUGUUGUUGUUGGGGUGGUGUUGGUCAGAGGACAGAUCAUUAGUUGAAGAAAAACUGCACAAUUUUUUAUGACUAAGUAUAAAUAUAUGUAAUUUUUCAAAGUGCAUUUUUGGUAUUGAUGGGAUAUAGGUAGCAGAUUUUAGAUUCUCUAUUAGCAGUGUAGAGUCUAAGAAACUUAUUGAUAAUAAUGCUGCUAUAUGAUUAGUGUUAUGUUGAGAAUUCAUUUGAAAUGGAAUCCCAUUUAGGAGGCCAAAGCUGAAACUUGGAGUAGGUGCCUACUUAAUGGUAUUAAUAAAACAAACGAAUUAGCCUUAUUUUCAAGGCUUUUAUAAAUGAUUGUCAUUCUUUAACCCAUAUUUGUGCCUUUUCACUUUAAUGCUGAAAUUUUAAUAUAAACUUAAAGAAAUCUUUUUAAAUCACCAAAUUUGGCUAAUAGUUUUCUGUUUUAGUGGCAUUAGCAACUGUAGCUACACUGUAUCAUUUUGUCCUCUGUUUUUUUGAAACUGCACUAAAUUCUUCUUAACUUUCUAAGAUUUCAGGUGUUUAAAAAUCAUAAGAAAGAAAUCUUGGCAUGGCCAAUGUGCACAUUUCUAUCCUGAAGUGUUUUCCCUAUACUAGAAAUAUGAUUUUCUAUAAAUUCUCUUUGAAUUUAUGGUGUGAUGCCAAAUAAAAUUUUCUCAGGGUUUUAUUAGGUUGAACCAUAAGAAAUUGAUGAGAUUUUACUUUUUAAACUUAGAAAAACCAUAGUUCCUUAUGGUUCACCCUAUUAAGAUACCUCUCUUCUAAACCAAAUACUUAGGGGACUUUGGAGUAUAUUUUUUUUAAUUACUUUUUAAAAUACAGUAAUCCUAGUAAACUUAUUUUUAUAGUCUUUUUCCCUUAUGGAAUUGUAUAUAAUGCUUCAUGUUAUAUAUUAAAUGUAAAGACCUGUGAAUCCAUGGUUGAUUGAUUUUUGUAGUUUCUUGAAUAGAAAAAAAAAAAUCACUGUUAAAUUCUAGUAUAUCAGUGUGAUAUUGUGUCAGUGCUUCACCGUGAUACUAACAUCAUGAAUUCAAACAACACAUUUUAUAUCUGGAACUUCAUUGUGCCAGUAUUCUGCAGUUAAAGAGAGAAUGUAAUAUUUAGGAAAACUUGGGAGGUUAAUCAGGAAGUAGAGAGUACAUGCAAAUGGCUCUUGGUCACAGUGAACCCUUUAUUGCUGAGGCUAUAAUGGUCUCCAGCUCUUACUGUGUCAGACCUAGCAUCCAUUAUCUUAAACCUACAGACUUGAAAGAUUAUAGGCUCUUUACCACCAUUUCAUCACAAUUCUCCCAAAGUAAGAAAGAACUUGGCUUCUGAGGUUUAUGCCUUGGUGAGAAAGGAUCUUUUCCAGUAGUUCCAAGAGGAAAUUUUUGGCUUGCUGAUCUUCCCAAGUGCUUCCCACCAGACAAAUCCUAAAUGAAGUUUAUUUAGGAGAGUCACGCUAUCAUUAUAAGUUUAGUCUAAUCUGCAGUAUUGGAGUUCAGAGUUGCAAAAGCAUCAUUUUGCAAGUAUGUUAGAGAAUUAUAGAAUUAGAGCCUUUUAGGACGUAAGGGUUAGAGAUUGUCAUAUAGGAGACAUGCUCCAUGGUUAGGGAUGCUAGGGAGACACCUGCCCAAGAUGGGUUUCUCUGGCCUUAUUUAUCCCUCCUUUAGUUUCAUGGUAAAGUAUGGAAAGUAAACCACUGCUUGAGCUAUCUAAGGUAAAUGAACUCUCAGGGAGCCCUCUCCUGGUUCUUUGCCUUGCACAAUAAAAGAACCAAUGGGACCUUGAAAGUUAAAUCCCUUUGGGCCUGUACACUAGAGACAUUUUAUUUCAACAGUGUGGUUUAAGUGCUUGAAUGUCACAAUAUAUGACCAAAGUUGGAGAAAAUGUUUCUUCUCCCAACUCUACUGAGUGUGAUUCUUAAACACUUUUAUAAUGUCCAAGGUAGAUACAAGGAUAUGUAUUGUAACAAUCAUGGGUGUAUAUAUUUUGCAAAGACUGUAGUUCCUAUAUCUUGAAAAGGAAACUAUUUUCAUAAACUGGUUUUAUUUUAUAAUUACUAAUAAAAUUAAUAUGAAAUAAAACUAUAUUUUGGUUUUUAUGAUUAUAGCGUAUGUGCUAGCUAAUAUACCUUAUUUCUUUUUUCAUCCAGGUGCUUCAAAAUGUAUUAAUUAAAGAGAUUGACCUCUAGCCAUUCACUUGUUUCAAACUGUUUAUCUUUCUCUCUGAUACUGUCAUAUCAAAUCUGAUG
Messenger RNA from Hippopotamus amphibius kiboko, 3681 nucleotides. It is a transcript of the gene SLC35G1, whose product is annotated as solute carrier family 35 member G1. The transcript is spliced from 3 exons. Gene Ontology annotation, cellular component: plasma membrane; endoplasmic reticulum membrane. The coding region runs from base 92 to 1189 and encodes 365 amino acids. Gene Ontology annotation, biological process: regulation of cytosolic calcium ion concentration; calcium ion export across plasma membrane. The record is from RefSeq and is a predicted model, not a curated record. NCBI's taxonomy places the organism in Eukaryota, Metazoa, Chordata, Mammalia, Artiodactyla, Hippopotamidae.